This is a messenger RNA of Diorhabda carinulata, 1460 nucleotides long. RefSeq names its product sodium channel protein Nach-like. Gene Ontology annotation, molecular function: ligand-gated sodium channel activity. Gene Ontology annotation, biological process: sodium ion transmembrane transport. The record is from RefSeq and is a predicted model, not a curated record. Gene Ontology annotation, cellular component: membrane. Bases 28 to 1401 code for a protein of 457 amino acids. NCBI's taxonomy places the organism in Eukaryota, Metazoa, Arthropoda, Insecta, Coleoptera, Chrysomelidae. The transcript is spliced from 8 exons.
UUUUGGAUAGUUUUGGGCUUGGUCAUUAUGUUAAUAACAAGCUUUUUGCUAAAACAUUUAUGGAAAGAUUUUCUUAUCGAUCCUGUCUUGGUAACUGAAGAUAGUGAUCAGAUACCUGUUCAGAAGAUAAGUUUUCCGGGUGUAGCAGUUUGCAGUGUUAAUAAAAUUAGCAAACGUAAAGCUAAAAUCCUUGCAGAAAACUUAUUUAGAAUUACUCAUCAGUAUCAGAAAAUGUAUUCUGAAUCUGAAAUUUUGGAAAAUAUCAAAUUGUUCGCAGAUUUAUACGAUUAUAAUUUAAGUGACAGAGAUAGACAUUUGAGUUUUCAAAAGUAUUUAGACGAUUAUCUCAACCUAACAACUACUGAAAUUAUUGGAGAAGUUAUAAAGUUAGUACCAAAGUGUGAUGAAACGUUACUUAAGUGUGUUUGGGGAGGAAUUGAAUACAACUGUGAUGAGUUAUUACAAUCCAGAAUCACGUUCGACGGGCGAUGCUGCUUAUUUAAUUAUAUUCCAACCAUUAAAAAUAAAAAUUACAGGAAAGAAAAAAUUUUCGAAAAGUUAUAUGCUCGCGGGGCUGGCGUCAACAAAGGCCUUCAACUUACUCUAAAAGACAACACAGACGAUUACUUUGUUACCACAACCGAAACGAAUGGAUACCUGAUAUACAUUUUCAAUCCUAAAGAUUUUCCCGAUAAAUCAAGUGGAGAUUUAACGGAAGUUAUUGCGAAUUUUGGCAAAGAAACAUUUAUAAGUAUUGAAGCCAGCGUUAUAUCGGGCACCGACGAUAUUAGAAUAUUACCUACCGGAAUGAGGAAUUGCAUACGUAGCGAAGAGAGGAAAACAGAAUUUGGAAAUUAUCGACAAAGUGAUUGUUUUGCACAAUGCAGAUUACACGCUAUAGAAUCCCUAUGUCGAUGUAAACCAUUCACGCAACCUUUGGACGUUUCGAAUUAUUGCACACUAAGUGAUUUACAGUGUAUGAAUAAAUACAAAACAAAAUGGAACAAUUAUUUUCCCUACGCCGUAGAAAAUUUAGAAGCGUUAGAAUUUGAAAAAUACGAAUCAAUACGGUGCUCAGAAUGUCUCCCUUCUUGUGAACAUGUAACAUAUAAAGUGUCAGUGGAUCAAACGGAUACGGCUACUAAUUUAAAUAAUGCGAUUGUCAGCAUUUUUUUUAAUAGACCAACGGCUAUGUCAUUUAAAAUUGAUGUACAACAGACAUGGUAUGAAAUGGUCAGUUCCUUCGGAGGUUACUUAUCCUUAUUGAUGGGAUUGAGCUUUAUAAAUUUAAUUGAAUUUCUGAUAUUGAUUUACAAAAUUCUUUUCUAUUUUUUCCGAUAUUUUCUGAAAAAUAUUUAUCGCAAAUCAAAAAAAGAAACAAAACGAAAAUUUCUACCGUAGUCAUUUUAGUAAUAUUUAUUUUAAUAAACGCAGCAAAUUUUAACUAUAGUAGAGAAACG